Terrapene triunguis (Three-toed box turtle) is the source of this 2129-nucleotide messenger RNA. RefSeq names its product tumor protein D52 (gene TPD52). Lineage: Eukaryota; Metazoa; Chordata; Testudines; Emydidae. Gene Ontology annotation, cellular component: cytoplasm. The coding region runs from base 1 to 672 and encodes 223 amino acids. The transcript is spliced from 6 exons. Gene Ontology annotation, biological process: B cell differentiation. The record is from RefSeq and is a predicted model, not a curated record.
AUGGAUUGGAGGGAUACAGAUCUAAAUGAGGAUUAUAAAUCUCCUUUUGAUUUCAAUAGUGGAGUUAACAAAAACUAUCUCUACCUGUCACCUAGUGUAAACAUCUCUCCACCUGGAUCACCUGUACAGAAGAAUUCUGGUUUGCUGAGCUCAGACACAGUACCUGAGGUAGGAGAGGAUGCUGCUGCUACUGUUAAUCUGACAGAAAAUCUUUCUGAAGAAGAACAGGAGGAACUAAGAAAAGAACUUGCUAAGGUAGAAGAGGAAAUCCAGACGCUCUCACAGGUGCUAGCUGCCAAGGAGAAGCAUCUAGCAGAGAUCAAGAGAAAAUUAGGAAUCAAUUCACUGCAGGAACUGAGGCAGAACAUUACCAAAGGCUGGCAAGAUGUGACUUCUACUUCAGCAUAUAAGAAGACAUCAGAAACCCUGUCUCAGGCUGGGCAGAAGGCUUCUGCUGCUUUUUCAUCAGUUGGCUCAGUCAUCACAAAGAAGCUGGAAGAUGUGAAAAAUUCUUCUACUUUCAAGUCAUUUGAAGAAAAGGUUGAAAACUUAAAGUCUAAAGUUGGAGGAGCCAAGCCUGCUGGAGGUGACUUUGGAGAAGUCUUAAACUCAGCUGCCAAUGCUAGUGCCACAGAAACUAUUACAGAACAGAUACAGGAGGAGACCCAGUGAGAUUCCUGCCUUUGUCCUGCUACCCACUGCCAGAUGCUGCAAGCAAAAACUAAGCACAUUUGUAAUGUUCUUCACUGUCCAUUUCCACCAGAUGUGCUUUUACUUAGCACUUAGCUUUAUAUCAAUUUGAUAAAAUAGCUUGUUUGUGGGUUUAAAAUAUUUUUGGAACUAAAGUAGAUUGUAUCAGCCUGGCUUUUGGGGGGAAGGGACAUUUUUAUGCUUUUCAAGUACUUAAAGGAUAUAUCCCUGAUUUUAAAGGCAAUCUCUAAAAUGUUGCUUUGAAAAACUUUAGACAAACCUACUAAUACUGUACAUAUAGUAUGUGGAUUCAUAACUUCCUUUUGGAGGCUGUGAUUAUUAGCAAUUCUCUUCACUUAUAAGAAUUGGCAUUCUACUUUUACUGCCAAACUGAAGGUUUACUUCACUCCUUUGGUGGUUUCAGUGCAACAGUUCCCUAAACUGGAAAUCACACUUGGAAGAUUACUCCAAGCUGCAGAAAAAGGAUUUCUGCUUCAACAUUAUGAAUAACAUCAUUAUAGCAGGUUUCCACAAGUGUAUAUUAAUCUACUGUAGUCAAAACCUGUUGAGUCCUAAACUGCAUUUGGUGCAUGUGGGGCAAAGGACAUAAUCCUAACUAGCAUUCAGACUUGCUGACUUCUCUGUGGGUCCUGUGACUAGAUUUAAUGCCCUAAGAGUGGGUUUCUCAGAGUGCUCCAAAUGAAAGUGAGAUGCCUAAUGCUGCUGGUCUAGUAUCUGAGCCAGUUUGUUUACCCCAGUACACUAUAUUGUGAGUUCUUCACUUGAUGCUUUAAUGCCUGAAUUAUUCUGCUGUGGUAAAAUGGCAGUCACUGGAAUAAUGGUCUCCAAUGGUGGUGAUUCUAAAACUACUUCUAUUCUGGUAUUAAUAUUGAAUCUUACACUAAAAACAUGGAGUGGAGAUGAAAUGUGAACACAUUCCUACAGCUGCUGCAAAAAAUAUUUCUAACAAGUCAUUACUGAUUAAUUCCAAGUCAGUUAUGGGAAUUAAUGUUUUUUAAAACCUUUCACCAUGCUGUAGUAAACUUGCACAGCAUCUGCAGGCAAGAGCCAUUGCUUUAGGAGGCAGAGGGCCUUUGAGAUGUUCGAACUAUUUCAUGUUCUCAAGACUCUUGUCCUAAGUCUUUUUUGUUAGAGGCUUGAAAAUUAGCAAUACUGUUUGCACCCUGGAGACUCCACUCCUGCUUAACCAUUGAGAUCCACUCUUGAAACUUUACCCAUUUCAAAGCCUACAGCAGACCUUGUAAGAGGGCUAUGUUGCUUUACAUGUUGACUAUAUCUACUUUAUGUACUUUGGACGUUGCUUGUAUUAUGUACAUGUCUGGCACAUGUUGGUCGUUAUCAAAUUGUAACUUAUGCCAAAUGUCUCAUCACUGAGCUUGGAAUGAACUGGAAGCAAUUAAAAAAACUAACUGCAAAAA